Messenger RNA from Fundulus heteroclitus (mummichog), 2536 nucleotides. It is a transcript of the gene irf6, whose product is annotated as interferon regulatory factor 6. Gene Ontology annotation, molecular function: protein binding; DNA-binding transcription factor activity, RNA polymerase II-specific; RNA polymerase II cis-regulatory region sequence-specific DNA binding. The transcript is spliced from 8 exons. Gene Ontology annotation, cellular component: nucleus. The record is from RefSeq and is a predicted model, not a curated record. Gene Ontology annotation, biological process: regulation of transcription by RNA polymerase II; immune system process. The coding region runs from base 290 to 1768 and encodes 492 amino acids. Lineage: Eukaryota; Metazoa; Chordata; Actinopteri; Cyprinodontiformes; Fundulidae.
GUGAGGAGGGAGAGAGGAGGUGGAGAAGGGGGGUGGAGGGCCGAGCUGAGUUAAAAAAAAAAACCCGACAAAAAAACAAAACAACAACACACAUAUCGGCUCCUCAGAGUCAACUUUGAUAAACUUUUAUCUAGUCGUCUUUUAUCUGCCUCUGUCUGAGUUGACCUUGCGUGGAGUGCGUCUGUACGGGGAUUUUGGACCCGCACGCAGGAAACGGACGACUUUCUUCCCAGCUGCCCGACAAGGAAGGGAUUUGCUGCAGCUUCCUGCUUCGGCACAGUCGGCCAGGAUGGCGGUCACCCCUCGACGCGUCCGCCUCAAGCCGUGGCUGGUCGCCCAGGUGGACAGUGGACGGUACCCGGGUCUGGUCUGGAUGGACAGGGACGCCAUGCGCUUCCAGAUCCCCUGGAAACACGCCACUAGACACACGCCUCAACACGAGGAUGAGGACACCAUAUUUAAGGCCUGGGCUGUGGAGACCGGGAAGUUUCAGGAGGGAGUUGAUGAACCUGAUCCUGCCAAGUGGAAAGCUCAGCUGCGAUGUGCCCUGAACAAAAGCCGGGAAUUCAAUCUCAUCUAUGACGGCACCAAGGAAGUCCCCAUGAAUCCCUUAAAGAUAUACGACGUCUGCGACAUCCCACAGCUCAACAAUAACCAAGCUCCUUCAGAUGCAGGAUCUCGCACUCCUUAUGAUGAGGAUUUUGGAGAGGAAGACGUUCCAGACACGCCAGAGUCUCUUCCUCCAUAUCCAUCCAACGGACCCAGUCCUCCUCCACUUAAUAUGUGGUCUCCGAUGGGCUCAGACUCAUCCAUGCAGCCUCCCAGCUGUCCACCUUCCAAUGAGGUCUGGCCCAAAGAGGAGCCUGUAAAAAUCUGGCCCAAAGAGGAGCCCGUAGAUGUAGAGAUGCCCCCCACGAACCUGGAUGAACUGCCCCCUGCCCCUCUGCCUGACCCCAUCCUGCAUCCCACUCCUCUUCCUGAUGCCUUCUUUGCCUCUCCGGAAAUGUGGAUCAGCUCUCUGCCAAUGACAGACCUAGAGGUCCAGUUUCUGUACAGAGGGAAGGAGAUGUGUCCCACUGUGACGGUGAGCAACCCGCAGGGCUGCAGGCUGUUCUACGGGGACCUGGGGCCCAUGGUCAACCAGGAGGAGCUGUUCGGCCCCGUCAACCUGGCACAGCUGCGCUUCCCCACCACGGAGCACAUCACCAACGACAAGCAGAGGAUCUUCACCAACCGUCUGCUGGAUGUGAUGGACCGAGGUCUGAUCCUGGAGGUCAGCGGACACGAUAUCUACGCAGUGCGCCUCUGUCAGUGUAAGGUGUACUGGUCCGGCCCCUGCGCCCCAAACCCGGCGGCGCCAAAUCUCAUAGAGCGGCAGAAGAAGGUCAAGCUCUUUUGUCUGGAGUCAUUUCUCAGCGGUGUGGUAGCUCAUCAGCGUGGCCAGUCAAGCACCCCUCCUCGUUUUGAAAUCAGCCUCUGCUUCGGGGAGGAGUGGCCUGAUGGAAGACCCACGGAGCGAAAACUCAUCAUGGUCCAGGUCAUUCCUGUGGUGGCUCGGAUGAUCAGCGAGAUGUUUUCCGGAGACAACAACCUUUCGUUUGACAGCAGCAGCGUCCGCCUGCAGAUUUCAAUCCCGGAUAUAAAAGACAAUAUAGUGACCCACCUGAAGCAGCUGUACUGCCUGCUGCAGAACCACCAGGGCCAGGAUGCGUGGGCUCUGCCCACCAACGCCGGCCUGAACAUUGCCCAGGCUCUGCAGACUCAGUGAUGCUGUGAACCAACUAUACAUCUCCAUAUUACUCACCACUUCAGGAGCUAGCUCCUCUAUUAGCAAAGUACUUAUGUGUUAUCCUGUUAAGAAGUGUGUACAAUUUACUGUAGGAUUUAUGUGCUUUUUAAGCUUUUUCUUGUAAAACUGUGCUCUAUGGUAGACGUAGCAGUGUAAAAUCCCAGCCUUAAAUCCUGCACCUGUCCAUGCAGAACCUGCAGAUAGUUGGUGAUUCUGCGGGCCAAAGUCCGUCUUGCUGCAGAGGAAUAUUUAUCCUAGUUAAUCAGUUACAGAUGUUGGCCUGUGUAGUUUUUUAUCUACUUCCAGUAUGUGAUCACCUGUCUAUCAGAGAGGCUGUUGAAACGGAUCUCAUUUUCUCUACUAAAGUUAACUUUUACACAUUUACAUCUAGCAAUAGACUAGAAAAUAGAAAUGUAAAUAACAGCGAAUUAAAGUUGGGAUGAAUAUAAAUCUUUCCGCCGCACAUCUAAGAGUAUAAGGUCCAGCCCCCCUGACUAAGAUCUAAUAUAUCAGCCCUUGAAUUAAUUUAAAACAUUUUUCCUCUGUAGCAUUUGAAAUUACCCAACACUAUUCAGAUACACAGAUCCUCUUUUUGUUUUUGUUGGGUUUCUUUGCACGUUGGGGUGAUGAAAUGUUUUAUGGUUUGCUGAAUGUAUUUGCCCUGUGAUUGCAUGUUUAUUUUAUCAAUAAAAAAUGCCUUUAAACACAUUUUUAUGAUUACCAUGUUACUUUGAAUUAGGCACAACC